UUGUAAAUGAUUCACCCGCCGUAGUUAAGGCACAGCAAUUGAUUGUAUCAUUCUCUUCUUAGAGCCACCCUUGCUCACAGUAGAUCACUUUGGACGAUGAACGACACACAGCAAGGGGAAUCAUUUUGUGGAAAAGUAUCAAGACAAAUCAAAAACUACAAAUGGAGAGAAAUCUUCACAUGGCAGCUGCUGAAAACAUUGCUGAUGGGUCAGGGACUAUCAGCACUGAUUUGUGGAACCGCAGUAACAUCUCAGUACCUGGCAUCAACCUGGAACCUGGAUGUACCCAUGCUCCAGAGCUUCAUCAACUACACCCUUCUAUUCUUCACCUACACUACUGCACUCCUCUUUAGAACAGGUGAUGGCAAUAUUUUGCAGAUAUUAAAGACAAAAUGGUGGAAGUAUAUCUUGUUGGGCCUGGCUGAUGUGGAGGCAAAUUACGCUGUGGUAAAAGCAUACCAGUAUACCACCUUAACAAGUAUACAGUUGCUGGACUGCUUCAUCAUCCCGGUGCUUAUGAUCCUCUCCUGGUUCUUCCUGAAGGCACGAUACAGGAUAGUUCACUAUGUGGCUGUGUGUGUGUGUUUGGCUGGUGUGGGAGCCAUGGUUGGAGCUGAUCUCAUUGCAGGCCGGGACCAGGGGUCAACCAGUAACAUUCUGCUGGGAGAUGGGCUGGUGAUCCUCAGUGCUAGCCUGUAUGCCAUCUCCAACGUGUGUCAGGAGUACACAGUGAAGAACCGGAGCAGGAUGGAGUUCCUGGGCAUGCUGGGUCUGUUUGGGAUGCUCAUCAGUGGCAUACAACUUGGUAUUUUAGAACAUGCACAGAUAGCAAAUAUUCAGUGGACGUGGCAAAUUGUUUUGCUCCUGAGUGGGUUCGGGCUGUGUAUGUACGCUCUCUACAGCUGCAUGCCGUUGGUGGUGAAGCUGACCAGUGCUACAGCAGUUAACCUGUCUCUGCUCACCGCUGACCUGUUCAGCCUGUUCUGUGGCCUGUUCCUGUUCCAGUACUCAUUCUCAGGACUCUACAUUGUGUCAUUAGUGACUAUCAUGGUGGGCUUCAUCACCUUUAAUGCUGUCCCUACACCAAGCCCACCUACUGAAUCAGUGUGUGAGGAGGGAGGCUACGACAACCAGGGUGCAGAGCUGGAUGAAGAAGGACAGGUUGGCUAUGCGGUUGAUAACACAUGUGAAGAUCAAGGGAAAGAGAAAAGCGAGAGCAGUUCUAGAGGGAAAUCACACUCAUCAGAAACCAGAUGUGUUAUUAUUAGCAGAACUGAAAUGUAGCUUAAUAUUUAACAGCAUUAUCAAUGGAUUGUAUAAUAACUGAUGAUAGCAAUCUAUUCUAGAUAGUAUUAUGUAUUCCCUUGAAUAUAUUUCAAACAAACCUGUCCUCACACUUUCAGCUAUUUAUUGAGAGAGUAACACGAAUAUUUUUUUCUGUAUCUAAUAAUCUAAUCGUGCAUCUAAUAUUAUUUUGUUUAAAUUGUGUUAACAUUGUGAUGACUAGACCUUUAUUUGAUGUUUAAACAGCUGUUUAGAGUGUUCUCCCAGCUAGUCCAUAGAAAAUUAUAAUGUUGUCCUUUUAUACUCAAUGUGCUAUCUGGAAAAACUAAAUUAAAACAAAAAAAUUAAAUCACAAAAAUGUGAUAUUCAACUGUCAAAGAGCAGGUUUCUAAAAAACAUGAUUACAAGUUUUUUUUUUCUCUUAAGUAAUGUGGCUGGUGGUUUCAGCUCUCGGCUCUUCAGCGGAAUCUGAGUGAAAUAUCAAUGCUCUACCACUAUCUGUGAGGGUUUCCUCCCUCAGUCAAAAAAUAUGAUCACAUAGGGCACAGAUUAUGGAAAGGAUUGGUAGGGUCACACCCCCUAAUUAAAAUGUGUUAACAUCUCCAUAUAUUAUUUUAUUAUAUAAUUAGUAUUUUAUAAUAUUAUAUUACAUUGUAUUAUAUUCUAUUAUAUUAUAAUGUGUCGUUUAUAUUAUAUUAUAUUGUUAACGUUGAAAAAUGUGGGAUGCACUAUGGUUCCCUGUUUCAUCUGCAUAUCAUUGCUGUACAAUAAAAACCAAGUAUCUCAAUUUUUGUCAAUUUUUAGUUUACUACAUAAUUCGAACACACAAACUGUCCCUUAAACUGUGUCAAACUUUCUUGAUGAAUGGAGCAAUAUACAUUUUUCAGAAUUGCCUGAAAUAAUCUCUUUUUACAUUGACUUCCAUUGAAAGUUAAGGUUUUAUCUCUCUCCUCUAAAGCUGCUGUUUUGCAUAUACAUGUUUUUCAUUGGGCAGUGAUGAUAUUUACUUAUUUUAGUACAAUUUAAAUAUGUCAAAGAAGCUUAGUUUUGCUAAGUAAUGAGGCUAUUUUUAAAUUAUGAGGAGAAAGUUCAGAUAAUUGUGUGAAAAUGUAAGGAAUAGAAAGUUCAGAUAAUUGUGUAAAAUUUAUGGAGUAGACGUAAAAAGUUGGCUGAAAAAUAAUUACUCCAGUUAAGUAUAGAUAACCAGAAUUUCUACUUAAGUAAAAUAAUAAAGUUUUUGUACUUCAUAACUUUACGCCACUUGCAGUUUGUUUAGAGCUGCUGCUCACUCAGUUUACCUCAACGUUAACGGACCUGUCCCAAAUCAAUCCCUGCUCCUCUGCUAAAAACAACGCGCAGUGCUAUUGGGCGAGAGUUCUACAAGGGCGCGAGGUUUUAAAAAGGCGCGCUUUUAGGGACACACUCUUUUUACAGAGCUUGAUGAGGUGUUUCCGGUUUAGUUUAGUAGGGUAAAACACAGCGGCGCUACAGUUCCCCACGCGCUCUGUGCUCUUACAGUAACAACGCGGGCAAAAAAACUCCUUGUGCUGGGCCUUCAUUAAAGCAGCAUCUGUACAAGCCA
Messenger RNA from Astyanax mexicanus (Mexican tetra), 2866 nucleotides. RefSeq names its product info solute carrier family 35 member F2, like (gene slc35f2l). NCBI's taxonomy places the organism in Eukaryota, Metazoa, Chordata, Actinopteri, Characiformes, Acestrorhamphidae. Bases 97 to 1284 code for a protein of 395 amino acids. Gene Ontology annotation, cellular component: membrane. Gene Ontology annotation, biological process: transmembrane transport. The transcript is spliced from 8 exons. Gene Ontology annotation, molecular function: transmembrane transporter activity. The record is from RefSeq and is a predicted model, not a curated record.